UGAAGGAGGCCAACAUGAGCAGCGAGGCCCGGACGCCGGAUCAAAUGGAAAGUUCAAUCGAUUAAUUUGCCAACUUUUUUUUUUUUUUACCCCUUUCACACGUUUUACCCCGCUCGCUUCUGUCACGAGGUGGUCUUGAUUUAAACACGGGGAGGGGGGGGGGGCUUCGGUGUGAAAUAGGAAAUGCAGAGAUCGUGUGAGGCGAGAGGAUUAUCAGCUUGAUUUAUUCGGUCGCUACUUCGGACGCGGAACUGCACUCGUUCAACGGUGAAUCAUGACAGAAUAUAAGCUGGUAGUUGUGGGAGCUGGUGGCGUUGGCAAGAGUGCACUUACUAUUCAGCUCAUCCAGAACCACUUUGUGGAUGAAUAUGACCCGACCAUUGAGGACUCCUACAGAAAGCAGGUGGUGAUCGAUGGCGAGACGUGUCUGCUGGACAUCCUGGACACUGCAGGUCAGGAGGAGUACAGCGCCAUGAGGGAUCAGUACAUGAGGACAGGGGAGGGUUUCCUCUGUGUCUUUGCCAUCAACAACACCAAGUCCUUCGAAGACAUUCACCACUAUAGAGAACAGAUAAAGCGGGUGAAGGACUCCGAGGACGUCCCCAUGGUGCUGGUGGGGAACAAGUGUGACCUCCCGUCCCGGACUGUGGACACCAAGCAGGCUCAGGACUUAGCACGCAGCUACGGCAUUCCCUUUAUCGAGACCUCAGCCAAAACCAGACAGGGUGUUGAUGAUGCCUUUUAUACAUUAGUGAGAGAAAUCCGGAAGCAUAAGGAGAAGAUGAGCAAGGAGGGUAAAAAGAAGAAAAAGAAGUCCAAGACAAAGUGUACCCUUAUGUGAAUAAUCACCCCUUUUCAAGACAGACGAAAAUAGAACUAUGUUGAACAGUUAAAGUAAUACAUUUUGUACAUUACACUAAAUUAUUAGCCUCUUUCUGAAUACCCACCAUACUGAAUACUAAACUUGACCCCCUUUCUGCCUUUAUUGUUUGCUACUCGGACACCAGUAUGCUUUAUUUUCAGUUUUGUGCCAGUUGCCCACAUGUGUUGGUCCAGCCGUUUGAUGUCAUUGGAUGAAUUUACAUUUUCUUUUUGUAUAAAUACCUAAUGGAGCGCUAAGCUAAUUGCAUCACAGCUCACGUUUUGAUAAAUUAUUAAUUACCAAGUCCCCCCCCUCCCCUCGUUUAUAAGGUCAUCCAUGACCUGUAAGAGAUUUUUUUUUUAAACUUUGGGAUGUCAAAGAAUGAACUUUCAUCUGUCGUGGACACAACGGAUUGGAGGGCGGGACCAGCAUUCAGCCAGAUGAGAUCCAAAUGUUCCGACAACCGUGUGACCGUCUCCUCGGUAUGACGUCACCAUGUCACAGAUUAGUAUGCAUGCAAACACCUCUCCUAAUAUUUUAACAACCUAACUAGCUAUUCAUUAAUUUGCAAUUUGUCAAUGCUUUGUACUUUGUGGGCAGUGACUUCUUGCCUUCAUGAGAUGUUUUUUUUUGCAUGCAAUGUCAACAGACAACACAAGUAUUUCAAACGUCCCCUGAUGAUGCAGCAGUGGGGAUUUUACGCUUUUUGUUUUCGGGCUUGUAUGAAUAAAGUAAUCAUCACUCGCUUUGGUGAGUAGCAAAUCUGCCAUUCUAACUCAACUAAUGACAAAUUCAGAGUUGGAUAUUCUUUGGACUGUUGAACAAGGGCCAGUGCCAUUUCAUGUUGUAGGGAUUCAUGCCUAAUGACCGUGACUACCAAGCAGCUUGUUGGACCUCAAACCAUGCCUGCUUUCUUGUACUCUAUUGCUAUUUGUUACAAAACAGUUGAGUUUUCCUACUCGACCCGUACAAGGACCGUUUAUUGGCUCUCUAGUCAACGUUUGUCAGGUUCAGUCUGCGGGUCGGUGAUUCUCCAGUAGCUGGCAAUAGAGCGUCCUGCCUUGCACAUUUUCCUAAGCUGUGGACUCGUUUGUUCGUGACUGGCUAGAAAGCAGGAAAGCGUCUUUUCUGCUGCUUUCAGGAGCGUUUUUCUGGUGUCAGAGGUCGUUUCAAAAAUGUUUUCCAAAAUGGAUUUUCGGAAUUCUUCCUUUUCGUCGGGUUUUUGGAUUCAUUUUUAAGUGUUGAAAUUGUUAGGUGGGCUGCCUUUCAACAGAAAUGAUUGUCCAGCAAGGUAAUUUGUCAUUUUCUCUCACAAAGCUUGUUUAUCUUGGUGGUGUUACUGGAACUGAUGUUUGUAAAUGAGGCAAUAAUUGACAUGAAAUUGGUUUUUACAGAGAAUUGUCUAUUAAAAAGUCCCGGGUCAACUAUUUCCAUCGUAUUUGCAAGCUGUUCCCCUGGGGAUUUUUAUUUGCCUGUUAUGUUUGCAUUAGGUGCUCCAUGUAGAAAGAGACCAGUAAACAUUUACUUUAAGAUGGGAAUGCUCAAGACAUGGACAAAAUGCCGUUCCAGCAGAGCAAAGAUAUUGAUACAGAAAAUCCACACAUUAUACAUUUUUCUUUUAGGAUUAAUGAAUUUUGACUGUUUAUCAUUACCUUUUUUUUAUUCAUUUAGUAGAUAAUAACUGUUAAAGCAAUUCUAAUUGUGGAACCCUCUCGUUAACCAAACGGUUUCAAAAGUAGUUUUACUGAAAUGUUUGAAUUGUUCCUCUUCCUUUUUUUUUGAUUGCGUGCCAACAGCUAAUUUCUGAAAUGUAUCAUUUAUACCUGGAUCAUAUUUUAACAACAUUUGUAUAGUUGUGAUACUGAAGGGUGCAUAUUUUGUAAAUUGUGCUUAAUUUUGUUGGUGUGUCUAAAUGAAUGUUGCUUUAAAGGUGUUCCGCUCUGUGUAUGUGAUUAAAGUGUGUGUGUGUGUGAUUGGGUCCAGGUCGAGGGAAGUGAAUGAAUGAAUGACCACUUUGCAACACACCUGUUGUGGGCAGUGCACCGUGGUGAUCUGAUCUCACACCAGUCUAUUUUUGCCAUGAAUCUCACCACUCCUAUUUAAUGUGUAUUAAAGAACAAAUACAAGAGGAA
Molecule: messenger RNA, 2994 nt
Organism: Gasterosteus aculeatus aculeatus (three-spined stickleback)
Lineage: Eukaryota; Metazoa; Chordata; Actinopteri; Perciformes; Gasterosteidae
Product: GTPase KRas
Biological process (GO): signal transduction
Cellular component (GO): membrane
Molecular function (GO): GTPase activity; GTP binding
Source: RefSeq, a predicted model, not a curated record